CUCCCGCGCGUCUCCCAUCUCAGCCACCCACCUUCAUCCCAGGCGGCCAUGCGUCUGUCCCAUUCUCUCCUCUCCUUCGCCGCCCUUGCCUUCACCCUCGCUCAUGCUUCUCCCACCACUCAACUUCCCACCGACGAGGAAGGCGAACAACCUGGGUCCUCCGCCUUUUGGUACAAGCUGAUCGGAAGCGUCGGCCUCGUUCUCCUCGGCGGUGUUUUUGCAGGACUGACUCUUGGUCUCAUGGGCCUCGACGAGCUGCACCUCCGUGUCCUCUCAGCGUCCUCAGAUGACCCUGUCGAGCGCAAGAACGCGCAGAAAGUCCUAAGCCUACUUACUCAUCGUCGCCACUGGGUCCUUGUGGUCCUCCUACUCGGUAACGUGAUCGUCAACGAGACCUUGCCCAUCUUUCUAGACAGUGCCCUCGGCGGCGGUCUUGCUGCGGUGGCCAUCUCUACUACCAUGAUCGUAAUAUUCGGAAUCAUCCCACAAGCAGCCAGCGUGCGCUACGGCCUUUCAAUAGGAGCGUCCUGCGCACCCGUCGUUCUGGGCAUGAUGUACCUGUUCGCGCCCGUGGCCUAUCCGAUUGCCAAGCUACUCGACUGGAUCCUGGGUGCCAACGACACGCACACGUACAAGAAGGCAGAGCUUAAGUCGUUCUUGGCGUUCCAUCGGCAGGGCGAAGAGCCUCUGCGGGACGACGAGAUUAGCAUCCUGAAUGGGGUGCUGGAGCUGAAUAACAAGCAUGUCGAGGAGCUCAUGACCCCGAUGCAGGACGUUGUGACAAUCAGCUCAGACAGGAUCCUCGACCACGACACGGUCGAUUUCAUACUGCGGAGCGGGUAUUCGCGCAUCCCGGUGCACACUCCCGGCCAUCCGCUAGCGUUCGUGGGGCUGCUUUUGAUAAAGAAGCUGUCGGUGUAUGACCCCAAGGAAGCGCUCCCGGUCUCGAAGUUCCCGCUGUCGAUCCUGCCCGAGGCGAACCCAUCGAUCAAUUGCUUCCAGGCACUUGACUACUUCCAGACGGGCCGUGCGCACUUGCUGUUACUGAGCACGAUGCCAGGCAAGGAGGGCGGCGCCAUUGGCGUCGUAACCCUCGAAGAUAUCAUCGAAGAAAUCAUCUCAGAAGAGAUCAUCGACGAGACUGACCGCUACGAGGACAACCACAGCAAACGCCGCGCCAGGCGUCAGUUCAACGCACAGGCGAUGCGCGGAAUCAUCGAAAACCGCGGCCGCACCAGCCGAGCGAACAGCCAGACCACCGUCCCCACCGCCGGCGAGCGCACGCCGCUCAUCGCGGCGGCCGCUGGCGUGCACGUCGUCGAGCACGACCCGCAGGACGGCGCGGAACAGCGCCUCCCGGAGGGCACCAUAGCGAGGGACUUUGUCGUCAGCCCGAAGCCCGCCAACGGCGGGGGACCGCAGUACGGCAGCGUCAUUGUCGGUUCGCCGAGCAACGCGGACCGGACGACGGAGCAGUAGUGACUGCUCGUUUGUUUAGCUCUAUCGUCGUGUAAAGGUGUCUGAUGGGCGGUCACAAGUGAGCGAGCUCCUAUAUCUCUAUCGUCAUCGUGCAACGGACUGCGCUCGUGCUACAUCAGUAUCUGUAUCAUACUCAUACCACUUAUUAUCGUCGUGUUAUCGAUGUUCCUUCCUUGUGCAUACACACAGCCAGUG
This is a messenger RNA of Rhodofomes roseus, 1674 nucleotides long. RefSeq lists its product as uncharacterized. Gene Ontology annotation, cellular component: intracellular membrane-bounded organelle. Gene Ontology annotation, biological process: magnesium ion homeostasis. The record is from RefSeq and is a predicted model, not a curated record. The transcript is spliced from 17 exons. Lineage: Eukaryota; Fungi; Basidiomycota; Agaricomycetes; Polyporales; Fomitopsidaceae. Bases 49 to 1479 code for a protein of 476 amino acids.